Messenger RNA from Miscanthus lutarioriparius, 3174 nucleotides. Lineage: Eukaryota; Viridiplantae; Streptophyta; Magnoliopsida; Poales; Poaceae. The record is from the annotation of a GenBank genome assembly.
AUGCGUCCAUUCAAGCCCACCGCCGGCGCCCGCAGCAUCGCCUCGCGCCUCGCCGGCGCCACCACUCCGGCGGACGCGCGCAUGGUCAAGGCGGGCUCCGACCCAGCCACCUACCGCCUCGAACUCCACUUCAACCACCUCGUCUCCUCCGGCCGCCUCGCGGCCGCCGGCAAGGUGCUCGACCAGAUGCCCGAGAAGAACACUCUCUAUCUCAGAUCACUCAACCGCCUCGAACUCCACCUCAACUACCUCGUCUCCUCCGGGCGCCUCGCGGCCGCACGCAAGGUUCUCGACCAGAUGCCCGAGAAGAGCACCCUCUACCUCAGAUUUCUCAACCGCAUUCUCUGGGGAUGCUCCAGGUCCUGCGACCUCGCCGCCGCCAAGGCGCUAUUCAGCGCCGCGGCUCGCCGCAACGCCAAAACCUGGACAAUCAUGAUGAGCAUGCUCCCAGCGGAUGACCGUGGCUCCGAUGCCGUGUCGCUCUUCCGAGACAUGCUCAGGGAGGGCGAGGCGCCCGACGAUGUCACCGUCACCACCGUGCUCAACGUGCCUGGCUGCGAUGUCGGGACACUCCAUCCCGUGGUCACCAAGCUCGGCUUUGGCGCCAGUGUUGUCAUCUGUAACACGCUGCUAGAUGCGUACUGCAAGCAAGGAUUCAUUGCUGCUGCUCGGAGAGUCUUCCUGGAGAUGCCACACAGGGACACCAUAACGUACAAUGCCAUGAUGAUGGGCUGCUCCAGGGAGGGGCUGCACGGGGAGGCACUAGAGCUAUUUGCUGCUAUGCGACGUGAGGGCGUUGACACCAGCCACUUCACGUUCUCAAGUUUGCUAACCGUGGUGACAGGUAUGGUUGAUCUCUACCUUGGGCGUCAGAUCCAUGGUCUCUUUGUCAGGGCCAACCCAUCACGUAAUGUCUUUGUCAACAAUGCAUUGCUUGAUUUCUACUCGAAAUGUGACUCCCUUGGUGAUCUGAAGCAGUUGUUUGAUGAGAUGCCAGAGCGGGACAAUGUUUCAUAUAAUGUGAUGAUAUCUGCCUGUUCUUGGAACCGAUGUGGUGGCAUGGCUUUGCAGCUGUUCAGGGAUAUGCAGACACUCGGCUUUGACAGGCGGGCCUUACCAUAUGCUAGCUUGCUCAGUGUAGCUGGGGCACUGCCUCACAUUAAGAUUGGGAGACAAAUACAUGCACAAUUGAUCCUUCGUGGCCUUACUUCAGAGGAUUUCGUGGGAAAUGCCCUGAUUGACAUGUACUCAAAAUGCGGUAUGCUAGAUGCUGCAAAGACUAUUUUUGCAUACAAAAGUGACAAAACUGCCAUUUCCUGGACCGCGUUGAUAACUGGGUGUGUCCAGAAUGGGCAGAAUGAGGAAGCAUUGCAACUAUUCUGUGACAUGAGAAGAGCUGGUCUAAGUCCUGACAGGGCGACAUGUUCUAGCAUCAUGAAGUCUUCCUCAAGCCUGGCAGUGAUUGGGAUAGGAAGGCAAUUGCAUGCUUACCUCACAAAAUCAGGCCACAUGCUCAGCGUGUUCUCAGGUAGUGCCCUUCUUGAUAUGUAUGCAAAAUGUGGCUGUUUGGAUGAAGCCAUCAGAACAUUUAAUGAGAUGCCCGAGAAGAAUUCCAUCACGUGGAAUGCUGUAAUUUCAGCAUAUGCACAAUAUGGACAAGCAAAGAAUGCCAUCAGGAUGUUUGACAGCAUGCUUCACUGUGGUCUUUGUCCUGAUCCAGUCACUUUCUUGAGUGUGCUAGCAGCCUGUGGUCACAAUGGUCUUGCGGAAGAAUGCAUGAAAUACUUUGACCUGAUGAGAUAUUACUAUAGCAUGUCACCCUGGAAGGAACACUAUUCUUGUGUUAUUGAUACCUUGGGUCGGGCAGGCUGUUUCGAUAAAAUUCAGAAAGUGUUAGAUGAGAUGCCAUUUGAGGAUGAUCCAAUAAUAUGGAGCUCCAUUCUUCACUCGUGCAGGAUCUACGGAAACCAGGAUUUAGCUACAGUGGCUGCUGAAAAAUUGUUCACUAUGGUGCCCACAGACGCGACUGCCUAUGUCAUACUAUCCAACAUAUAUGCUAAAGCUGGUAAUUGGGAAGGUGCUGCACGUGUGAAAAAGAUUAUGAGAGAUAGAGGAGUUAAGAAAGAGUCAGGUAACAGUUGGGUUGAAAUCAAGCAAAAGAUCUACAUGUUCUCUUCUAAUGAUCACACCAACCCAAUGAUAGAUGAGAUUAAAGAAGAGCUUGAGAGGUUGUACGAAGAGAUGGAUAAACAAGGCUAUGAGCCCGAUACUAGCUGUGCCUUGCAUAUGGUGGAUAAUAAGGAAAAGUUGGAGUCACUGAAAUACCACAGUGAGAGAUUGGCCAUCACGUUUGCCUUGAUUAAUACCCCACCAGGGACACCAAUUACGGUUAUGAAGAACUUGAGUUCCUGCCUAGAUUGUCAUGCUGCCAUCAAGAUGAUAUCAAAGAUUGUGAACAGAGACAUUAUCAAUACUUUGCUGCUAAGAGCGAUUCCUGGGCUCAACGACAUAGGCAAAGCUUUGUUAGGACCUGUCUCGGAGCAAGUUAUGGUCCUCCAGAACAUUGGAACAUCAGUUCUCGUCUCCCCAAACCAGCUUCCAGAUCUCCACCAACUGCUGGCUGAGGCUGCAACGCUCUUGAACAUAGAAGCUCCUGACUUGUACAUAAGGCAGAAUCCUGUUCCAAAUGCUUACACCUUAGCAAUCAAUGGCAAAAAACCAUUCAUCGUCGUUCACACAAGCCUUGUCGAGCUGCUUACUCCAAAGGAAUUGCAGGCUGUUUUGGCUCAUGAGCUGGGUCACCUCAAGUGCGAUCAUGGUGUGUGGCUCACUUUCGCCAAUAUACUCACAAUGGGAGCAUACACUGUCCCUGGUUUUGGCAUGGUUGCUGGCUUCCUGGAAGAGCAGCUAUACAGAUGGCUACGAGCUGCAGAGCUGACUUGUGACAGGGCAGCUCUUCUUGUUGUGCAAGACCCAAAGGUUGUCAUCUCUGUUCUGAUGAAAUUGGCCGGAGGAUGCCCAUCUCUUGCCGACCAGCUAAACGUGGAUGCCUUCUUGGAGCAAGCUCGUUCCUACGACAAAGCUGCAUCGAACCCAGUUGGGUGGUACAUCCGGAACGCACAAACCAGAGAGCUUUCACACCCUUUGCCUGUGAUGCGAGCCCUGCGAGAUUGA